Molecule: messenger RNA, 789 nt
Organism: Puccinia triticina
Lineage: Eukaryota; Fungi; Basidiomycota; Pucciniomycetes; Pucciniales; Pucciniaceae
Exons: 9
Coding region: 1-789 (262 amino acids)
Source: RefSeq, a predicted model, not a curated record
AUGGUUGCUUUUCUAUCCGUUCUUUUCGUUGCCGCUGGCUUCCUGAGUAUGAGUCUGGCAGUGGAAGCGGCCGGCAGUGAUACAAACUCUCAGGAGAUUGAUUGUUUUCGGCGUACGGCUAUAAAUCGCAAAGAGGAUUGUGAACUUGCAAUUUCUAAGAUUCAAUACCAGCGCGACAAUACCCUUGAUACCGCUUCAAAGCACUUCGGAUGGGCUUCCGGAAACUGUUCUGUAAUCGUCCUUAAUCCAGAUGGUGCGACAACCACCAAAGAGCAAAUUCACAAGGGCUUCAACCAGAUCCUUGACCAAUGCAAACCACACGGUGGUGAAGGUAACCCCACAAGUAGUGAUGGAAUAUUCUUGCACAUCGGUACCCGGUCCAACGCCUCGUACGCGCCCUACGAGAGUGACUUUCCAUUCCUUUACCCAACAUGUGGAAUAAAUAAGAAUGCACCUGAUAUUCGAGUCGAAGAUUGCAAAAGGGCCUACAAUGAUAUUACUCUCGAUGGUAGUGGAGUUUUUCCAAGCCAAGGCAACCAACAGGCUCCCUCAGUUACAAACACCUAUCAAUCAUGCACUGUCAUGAUUUACACGUCGGAUGACUCGACACUUCUCGCGACAAAAGGGAAUCUUAAUGACAUAUUCGGGAAGAUGCUUGGACGGUGUAACGGCAAGUCUGGCGUUGUCAGUGUCAAAGAAGGCGCACAGGGGCUGAACGGCAGAGUAUAUCUGAAAAUCAGAAGUAGCAUUCCGUGUGGCUUUGGCCCCGGGAAACAAGUGUGCCAUUGA